AAAAUUAUACCCAAAAAAGAAGGAAAAAUUUUUUUCUGAUGUUUACGAACACAACUGAAACAUACACUGAGCUCAACUCAUUCUGUUUCACUUUUCUCCCUCGCUAUCGUUCAACAGCAGUCUGACACCCGCCGUAGCCAGUGUUGGAGCCACCGUACCAACAGCCUCCAUUAUUUUCAUUGCACCUGCUAUCAUCAUUUUAUUUUUUUCACCUCACCGGAGUUCGAGAAAGAGGAGAGAGGCACUUUUGCAUCUACUUAACCUGACUAUUGAAUGACUUGGUUGACCCAAGAAAGAAAGCAUAGCUGGAGGGUAGCUUUCGAGCAAGCUGUACUGGGACUUCCAUUUUUCCCUGACUCUACACUAAUAGCAUUACAGGGUAUUUCUAUAUUCUCCCAAUGGAAGAUGACAUGGAAGUAGACCACAAGCGGAGAAAAACUGCUCCUGCAGAUUUGUGUUCACAGUGGAGCAAGUGGCAACUGCUUGAUUCCAUUCUCCCUACGGGUGGUUUUGCACAUUCUUUUGGUCUUGAGGCAGCAAUUCAAGCACGGAUAAUCUUGGGUCCUGAAGAUUUUAAGACUCAGGUGAUUCACAUUUUGGAGAAUACAGGGAGUUUGCUUCUUCCUUUUGUGUACUCUGCUACCAUAUCUCCAGACUUGGAUAACUGGCAAAAACUUGACAGAAGAUUAGACGCAACUUUAACGAAUGAAGUAAGUCGAAAGGCAUCCAUUGCACAAGGGUCAGCUCUCAUGAGGGUGGCUGCAGCUGUAUUUACUGAAAUCCCAUCUUUUAAAACCAUGAGAGAUGCAGUUCUUGUUUCUGGGGCUGUUUCUUUCCAUCAUGCUCCUGUCUUCGGUGUUGUAUGUGGUCUUCUUGGGAUGAACACUGAAACUUCUCAAAGAGCAUACUUGUUUAUUACAAUGAGAGAUGCCUUUUCUGCUGCAACAAGGCUCAAUUUGGUCGGACCCCUAGGCGCAGCUGUGCUGCAGCAUCAGUUGUCUGUUGUUGCUGAGACUGUAUUGAGAAAGUGGAUGGACCAUGCAGUUGAGGAAGCUUGCCAAACAGUUCCCUUACUUGAUACUCUACAGGGCUGCCAUAGCUAUCUGUUUUCGAGAUUGUUUUGCUCCUGAUGCUUCAGGUAAAUGUAUAUAUUCCUAAUGUAAUCAACCUUUUCUUGCUCUGAAUUCCAAGGAGUAAUGUUCAUGUGUAUGCGCCAAUAUAUGUCAAGUUAGUCCUAGAGAUGGAGAGAAGAGUUAAAAACUGAUGUAAGCAGGUAUUUUAGAACUGGGAUCAAAUUCUAGAAUUAUGUUUUCAAGGAAACUUAAUUGAUCAUGUAUAUUUUCUACCUACUUUAAUUAGGGUCAAAAUAUUUUAAUUAUUCU
Messenger RNA from Ricinus communis (castor bean), 1382 nucleotides. RefSeq names its product urease accessory protein F. Gene Ontology annotation, molecular function: nickel cation binding. The transcript is spliced from 3 exons. The record is from RefSeq and is a predicted model, not a curated record. Lineage: Eukaryota; Viridiplantae; Streptophyta; Magnoliopsida; Malpighiales; Euphorbiaceae. The coding region runs from base 399 to 1130 and encodes 243 amino acids.